AUGAAUGUAUCUGCAAUGGCGACAUCUUCCGGUGGUCUAUUCGACGACAUGAACGUGUUGGGAGUGAUCGGAUAUGUACUGGAGCAAACCAGAUUCAUCUUCCUCGUACCGAUUCUGAAUCUGAUGGUGAAUCUAUGCCAGGUCAUCUCUCUGUUGUUGUUCAUUGACGCAGCUUAUAUGGCUAUAGUUGUAGCCAUUGUCAAAUUACGUGGACGAACACCAGAGAAAGUUCUCAAAUGGGAAUCUUUUAAGACCGAUGACGUAGAGCUAGCUCCUUCCAGCAAUCAUCCAAUGGUUCUCAUCCAAAUCCCAAUCUACAACGAAAAAGAGGUAUGCCAACUCUCGAUACGAGCGGUUUGCAAGCUAUCAUGGCCAUUGGAUCGGAUGAUUGUUCAAGUGCUCGAUGACUCAACCGAUCAACACAGUAAGGAACUGGUUGCAUUGGAGUGUAAGAAAUGGGCGAGCGAAGGUAUAAACAUAAAGUCAGAGGUUAGAGACAGUCGAAACGGGUACAAAGCAGGAGCACUCACUGCAGGAAUGAAGCAUAGUUACGUGGAAGGAUGCGAGUUUGUUGUCAUAUUCGAUGCAGAUUUUCAGCCUGAGCCAGACUUUCUUGAACGUACCGUUCCUUUUCUUGCACACAACUCCGAGAUAGCUCUUGUACAAGCCGGUUGGAAAUACGUGAAUGCAGACGAGUGUUGUAUGACAAGAAUACAAGAGAUGUCUCUUAACUACCAUUUCGCGGUGGAGCAAAAGUCUGGUUCCUCCGUACAUGGGUUCUUUGGAUUCAACGGUGAAGCAUCCAUAUCAAUGCUCUUGUGUGUGUUUUGUAUUACAGUUCGUAAUAAAGGUACGGCUGGUGUGUGGAGAAUCUCAGCUUUGACUGAAGCCGGUGGAUGGCAAGACCGCACAAUCGUCGAGGACAUGGAUUUAGCAGUUAGGGCUUACUUAAACGGUUGGAAGUUUGUGUUUGUCGACGACGUUAAGGUGAACAACGAGCUUCCGAGCUCAUUUAGAGCAUACCGGUUUCAGCAACAUCGUUGGUCUUGUGGUCCAGCGAACCUCUUCAAGAAAAUGGCCAUAGAUAUCAUCCAAAAGGAGAGAGUGUCUUUAUGGAAGAAGGCUUACUUGAUAUACAACUUCUUCUUCUUGAGGAAGAUUGUAGUACACAUCUUCACAUUCGUCUUCUACUGUCUGAUUUUGCCUGCAACCGUUACAUUCCCGGAGAUCGAAGUCCCCAAAUGGACAACUAUCUACAUUCCAGCAACCAUCACUAUCUUAAACGCUAUCGCAACACCAAAAUCAUUCUACCUCAUACUCUACUGGAUCUUAUUCGAGAACGUAAUGGCGAUGCAUAGGAGUAAAGGAACUCUCAUUGGAUUGCUAGAGACUAGUAGAGUUAAAGAAUGGGUUGUAACACAGAAACUAGGAGACACUAGUACUCUAAGACAAAACCUCAUUCCUCACUACAGCUUCCCCGAAAGACUCCGAUGGCGAGAGAUAAUGGUUGGGAUGUAUCUGUUCAUAUGUGGAUACUAUGACUUUGUGUUUGGGAAGACAUACCUUUAUGUAUACCUCUUCUUGCAGUCCAUUGCCUUCUUUGUUGUUGGAGUUGGCUACAUUGGUAUGCCGGUUCCGAGUUGA
Messenger RNA from Thlaspi arvense, 1644 nucleotides. NCBI's taxonomy places the organism in Eukaryota, Viridiplantae, Streptophyta, Magnoliopsida, Brassicales, Brassicaceae. The record is from the annotation of a GenBank genome assembly.